Molecule: messenger RNA, 2424 nt
Organism: Giardia duodenalis
Lineage: Eukaryota; Fornicata; Diplomonadida; Hexamitidae
Exons: 1
Coding region: 1-2424 (807 amino acids)
Biological process (GO): DNA damage tolerance; protein monoubiquitination
Cellular component (GO): Rad6-Rad18 complex; nucleus
Molecular function (GO): ubiquitin protein ligase activity; single-stranded DNA binding
Source: RefSeq, a predicted model, not a curated record
AUGUCUGCAUUCGGUAUUUUGUCUGCACUAGGGAUAGAAGGCGAUAGUAACGUCGAGUCCCAUUGUAUUCAGACUCUUAUCAUGAAAUGCACGGGAGCCAUUCGGACUUUUGAAGUGGACCAGCAAGUGAUGGCUCAUCUAUCCCAAGUCCUCAAAUACUUCGUUUGCCUACUCAAUGAUGGUAGGUUCAACCCACUGAUCAUGCUCCCAAACGACUAUUUGCUUUACCAUCUGAGGGGGGAUGUGCAACCUGUGGCGUUAAAUACGGAAACGGUUGUUUCUAGUGAAUGUACUACCUCAGCUGGAGUACCUCUGAAUCAAGAAGGAGCAGAUCCCAUGUCUCUUUCUUCUGGUCCUUUAAAGCAUGAUGCUUUACUAUCAGAAUCGCAUGACACCGAGGCUUCCCUAGCUCGAUGUGCUCAUUGCAAAGAGAUCCUGUUUGUGCCCAUAAUUAUCUAUCCGUGCACCCACGUUGUAUGUUCCACUUGCAUUGAGAAGGGGGUUGCCUCCAUUGAUCAGCGAUCUUUUUCGUGCCCUGCUUGUACAGACAGAAUAGGUCUGGCCCUAGUUGACGCCAUACUUUUAGAAGAAACACAAACAAGAUUGAUAACCCGCUGUCCUUAUGCACAGAAGGGCUGCACAUUUUCAGAUACCCUAUUUAAAUUAUAUAAUGACCACAUUAUAACAUGCCCACACAGAUUCUCCAUGGAUUCGUCUCCCAACAGGACUGUACAGCGGCACAUUUUCUUGACGCUAAUAGCCCACAACGACACGUUGUUGCAAGACCUUUCUCUUGACGAGGUAACUUACUCCGCUGCCAGCGCACUGGUUAGAGACUGCAUUCAAGAUCAGCUUAUUACAGAGUUACAUAGUCCACACAACAGCACGCGUCUAAAUCAAUCUGACUCUUUAAUGCGCCUCAAUUCGGGUCGAGAUGAGUCACAUGCCAAACCACAGGCCACUAGUCUAGCAGAAGACCCCAUCCACAUGCUCACCGAACUUCUUCAGCUCUCAUUUCACGCCAAGUCUGAUCAGGAUUACAUUAUGAACGGGAUUAAUGAGUCUAACGAGACAUUGCGCCAGGUAAAGAACUUUAUAAAUGAGCUGGCGAUGACUAUGUCCCGGUUUCUAAAUGGAAAAGCGAUCUGUUUGAACUGUAAGCAACUAUUUGAAGAGUCGCCUCUCAGUGUGGCUGCUUUGGCAUCUCUGGGGAAUAGCACGCUAGAGUCUGGUAGCACGGGAGAGUCACCUGAUGCAACCAGGAACGGCAGCAUCACCACAAAAGAGAAGGGAACACGUACGCAUCUGCAUGAACAUGGACAAAAAAGCUACACUUCUCCUGGUACACCGUCUAGUUCCGCUCUUCAAACAGAGCUACCUUUGGCCUAUGAACGCUUGCUGGAAAGAAUAGAUGCAUUGGAAAAGGAAGUCAUCCAAAAAUCUGAGCAGCUACACGCAACCCAGCGUACUCUAGAGGAAGCAAGUCUCCAAUCGGUACCCAAUGUCUCUGUCUCCGCAUAUAUGGCACUGAAGAAUGAAAACGAGAAGCUUCGUGCCGAGCUGAACAAGAGUAGCCGGCCAGAUGGUAACAUAGAUCAACUCAUCAGCUCUUCCACAGCUGCUAGUGGAAUUACGACCGCCUUAACUUCUGCCACACAUAUGUCUGUCGAAGUAGCGGAGCAGCUAAAGCUCGAGAUGGACAAAAAGGAAAGCAGUCUCACUCUUCUUAUCAAGGAGAUGGAGACGAGGCAAGACACUAUGCAACGUACCAUUGCAGAGUUACAAAAAUCUAAUAUCAUUUUGAAAGCAGAAAAUAGGAAACUGACAGACAAGAACUGUGCACUAAAGGAAGACGCAGAUCGGUUGCGUCAAGAGAGGGAUCUGUUAUACAAACAAAGUGAAAAGGAUAGCGGGCUUACUGUAGAAGAGUUUAGAAAAGUAUAUAUGGAAUACCAGGUACUUAAGGAAAAGUUUGGGAAGCUUACCAAGGAGUAUGCAGCACUCUCAGAUGUGUUUGCGAAAGGGGAUCAGUCACGUGAUGCAUCCAUUGAGAGGAAUGUUAUGGCCGAAAUAAGCACAAUAUCAUUGAUACGAUAUAUUCUAAAUCCCGUACCACUACCCAAUUCGUCGAGUACGCUUUCAAUCUUUGCUAAUGAAAGUCGAAGAAGAGUCAAGAUUGGCGUCAACCAUGCAGAGGACAAGGAAAAGCGGCUCAGAGCGUUUAUGGAGCUCUUCGGAAUGAUCAGAGCAUUCUACAUGCUUGACUAUAAAAGGAUUCGAAUUGACGAUUUUCUCUAUAGUUUUGAGGUAGAAGGCAUGCCUCAGGGAGAGAUCUACUCCAUAGCUGCGCGUACAGAGCUAAUGAAUACAGUUAAGCGUCUUACGCGUGAAAACAGUGAGCUGCUGAAGAAGUUGGACAAGUGA